AUAAGCCACAGCUUGCAGCUCGGAAAAGUGGAAAUAUCAACCACAUGUCAUCUGCUCGACAUCGGCUGCGUUUGUCGUCGCCUGGUGGCCGCACGGGGGAAGCCCACAGCGUGAGCAGACAGGCAGAGUGAAGGCACACAGGGCUCAGAGCAUGUCGCCUCCUGUUGCUGCAGCUCACUGUGGGAUCUGCUGUCGACCUUUCACACUGUACACAUGAAGGCGGAAAGCUUUUUUGCGCCUCUCCUCGCUAUGUGCGACCCGGACCUUUGGAUGAGUUUACCAGCAAAACGUCUCCUCUGAGCCUGGAGGGGGGAAAAUUAAAAAAAACGGGUUUGUCGUUUGCGGGGAUUUUCUUUUUUUGACACAACUUGUCAGAGAAGUCGUUUUCUGCUCCUGCUACUGCUGGCGGUUUGUUCGGAGCUUCUUGCGGUGUAAAAGUGUGAAACAAGUAAAAGAGAGCAACAGAUGUUUCUGGUGGAUAUGCGGCCGGCUGAGGAAUGAAAGCAGCAGCGAGGCACCGGCGGCCCUUCCAGCGGUUCUGCUGCUGUGGAGUCGGGCUGGUCGCCGUCAUUUGGCUCGCGCAGGUCAUCCAGGCACCAGAGACAGAGUCUUUGGGGUUUCAGCCAGGCGUGAAUGGUGAGACGCUACAAUGGACACGAAGGUUAAUGCAGGAGAACUCAGACAACCAGAGCCUGGAUCUGGAUCAGCCCCGAGCAGCCAUCCAUGAGUUUCCAGAGGACAUCUUCACCAAGGAGCAGAGGAAGAAUGGGGCUGUGUGUCUCCAUGCACUCUGUGCCAUCUACAUGUUCUACGCUCUGGCAAUUGUCUGUGAUGACUACUUUGUUCCUUCCCUGGAGAAAAUAUCUGAGAACCUUCAGCUCAGUGAAGAUGUAGCCGGGGCCACAUUUAUGGCUGCUGGAAGCUCAGCUCCAGAGCUUUUCACCUCUCUCAUUGGUGUCUUCAUCACUAAAGGUGACGUUGGCGUCGGCACAAUCGUGGGCUCAGCUGUCUUCAACAUCCUGGUCAUAAUUGGUUUGAGUGGAAUCUUUGCAGGCCAGACAGUGGUUCUGACAUGGUGGUCUCUCUUUAGAGAUUCCUCCUACUACAUCCUGUCAGUACUGACUCUCAUCAUGGUCAUCUAUGAUGCCACAGUCGUCUGGUGGGAGUCCUUACUGCUAAUGACGAUGUAUGGAAUCUACAUUAUCAUCAUGAAGUUCAACUCCCAGAUUUUUGUGUUUGUGACACGUCGGUUGAGGAGCAUCAGGCCGUGCUGCCUCCGAUCAGAAGAACGGCGAGACAACAAGUUGGGAGAAGACACCUCGGCGUGCAACACAUCUAUGGUGCUUCUCAACAAAGGCCAAGCCCAUGGUCAGGAGGCUUCUCCAGUCGUCAUGGUAGAUGAGCUUCUCAUCCUCAACCCUCACAAACUGUCAUUCUCAGAGGCCGGCCUGCGGAUUAUGAUCACCCCCCACUUCUCACCCCGCACCAGGCUCUCCAUGGCCGGACGCAUGCUCAUCAGUGAGAGACAGAGACUGCUCCGUAUUUCAAAAAAUCAACGGGACGUUGAGGCCGGACCCGGGUCAAGAGGGGGGUCCACCAGCAACAGUCUGAAGAGGACAGCCUCCUGCAGUCUGGAGAACGGAGGCGGGAGACCCGGCAUGGUCAACACAGAGUCAGGAGACAAGCCAGGGACCGAGGUGUGCCAGCAAGAAGAUGAAGAUGACGAUGAAGAUGGGAUUUUCAGUCCAGUGCGCAUUCCAGAUGGCUGGCGUGCGCGGGUAAAGUGGGUGAUCACAUGGCCUCUGGGCCUAUUGCUCUACUGCACUGUGCCUAACUGCAUUCUGCCACGCUGGCACCGCUGGUUCAUGGUCACCUUUGUGGCCUCCACUUUAUGGAUCGCUGUCUUCUCCUACCUCAUGGUGUGGAUGGUCACCAUCAUCAGCUUUACACUAGACAUCCCAGACUACAUCAUGGGCAUAACCUUCCUGGCAGCAGGGACUAGCGUGCCUGACUGCAUGGCGAGUCUGAUUGUAGCUCGACAAGGCAUGGGGGACAUGGCAGUGUCCAACUCUGUAGGCAGCAAUAUCUUUGACAUCCUGCUGGGUUUGGGUUUCCCCUGGGCUUUGCGUACACUUGUGGUGGACCACGGAUCAAUAAUAUCCAUAAAUAAUAAAGGACUUGUAUAUUCUGUCAUCCUGCUGCUGGCGUCUGUGUUUCUGACAGUGCUGAGUGUUCAUCUGAACCACUGGAGACUGGACCGUCGGCUGGGUCUGGGUCUCAUGUUUCUCUAUGCCAUCUUCCUGCUCUGCUCUAUCCUCUUUGGGCAGAUGUGAGGCUUACAGGUCAAAGGCCAACCCAACUCAGACGCCAUGCUGAGUAUCUACCUUUCUACCACACGUCCUCCUUCCUGAAGCCAAAAAAAGUGAAAAAAAGUGACGGCAUUGAUGUAUUCCUCUUAUUAAUUCCUCUGCAACUCAGUGGGACUUGUUAGGGUGAUACUGUACACAUGCAACUACACAAAACGUUUUAGCUUUUUUUUUGGUCCUUCUUGUACAGUGGAGUGUUUAAAAGCAGUCUUUCGGUAUUAAAUUGGGUGAUCUAGCAGAAAAUGUAGGAAUGUGGCAGAUGGAAGCAGCAGAUCUGUUGGGCCUUUAGUGAUAUUUAAAAAAACACAAACAAGUUACGUAACUUAAAAGAUGUUGAAGUGCUGUUGUUGCACAAUGGUGUGGUUAUUUAAUGGCCAAUAUUUUGAUGAUAAUUGUACAGAGAACUGAGCUGAAUUUUUGUUUUUCUGUGUAAGUAUUACAGCAGCCACUCUGCUUUCCUUUCCUGCUAACGUGCUAUUAUAAAAGCUUUAUGGUCGGUGCUAGACUGAUGAUUGGCUGUUCUGCUUUCAGGUGAUGGAUGAAGCUCAUGAUUAGGUCACGUGGCAGCUAAAUUUGUCAGCUGUGGACUAAUUUGCUAAAUUGCUUUAAAAAACAUUUUAAAUUGGUUUGGAGAUGAGGUGCACCAAAGGCCUGGGUUCUGAAGCAAGUCCACCUUAAAAGGGAUGUUUUCUUAUCUGGCUUCAGUUAUCCUAACAUCAGAAAACCCAAUAAAUCUGACAAGGUUAACUCAGAAAAGUCAACCCAGGGUUUGUUUUUAAUUAGCAAUGACUGAGUUCAUGUGAGAGGGACUGUGUUUGCAGAUGACCAGUCGUAAACAUGGACAAGAGUAUUGACACUGUUGCCACAUGAUUUACAAAACUGUAAUAUUAAAAGAAUAUUAAAAGAAAAAAAAACAAUCAAAUCAGAUAAGGUCAGAUUUAAAGAAGUGUACGUGUGACAGAAAGACAACUUUGCUCAUUAAAACAUAAAAUGCUACAUGAGUGUAAGCCAUUUAUAGCUAAAUGCAAGAUACUCAAUCACUGCUCGAUCAUGAAGGUAGAAAGGGUCUACUAUUACUCUGCGUUACUUUAAGGUGCUGGUUGCCUAAAAGAAAGUUCCUCUGGGGUUUAAGACAGUUUAAGUCCUUCAGUUGCAAACUAGUCAUUGUUACAUGUCUGAGAACAACACUGGCUCAUCUCAGUGUAACACAAAGUCAUUUAAACUUCUGGUCUGUUGCUCUGUCCAGUUAGGAAUCACUGCGAAUACAUUUCACCUGUUUUGGUGCAAAUGAAAGUAACAAGAAGAUGAUGACCCCCAAAGAGCAGCUCUCUCUCCUGACUAUCUCCUGACUGAUUUUUCUCUAGAUUCGCCUUUUGCCAACUUCCUUGUCACAGUAGUUGCAGUUGCAUUCAAGGUUUACGGGUUGUCCAGCUUCAGCAGGAUGACACAUCGUUUGAUGCUUUUGUAAGGAAGGAAGUAGGCUGUUAUAUGAGAGAGAGAGCACUACAAAACUCAUCAAUCCUGCUGCAAGACUGCUGUCUUCUCCUGUAUACAAUGAGGAAGAAGAGUACUUCUAGAGCGCUGCAAAUGACCUCCAAUGGGUUACUCUUGCAUGUUUCUGAAACAGGUGGCCCUGGUCUCCUUUAGUGGGACCUGUUCUCACAGACCAGCCCCAUGUAGCCUGAAUGGGCUUCAGGUACCAUCACAUGCUACCACUACUAACAAGGAGUCUAGCAGAAAAGCGAAACUAGAAAAAACUAGAAAAAGCAAAUCUAAAAAAGCCACUGCACUUGUCACUUUCAUUUGCACCAAUGCAGAUUCACGGUGGUUUAUGUUUAUGACUCUGUGUCAUACUGGGGCGAUUAAGUGUUCAGUCAAUAAUUCAGUCCAGUUAGUAGGCUUUGCUGACUUGCUAAUUUUACAUAAGGACUAAGUACAAAAGUUAGCUAUAGCUAUAUUAAUAAUUAUAGAACAAUGAAAAGGUUUAGAUUUGUACAAGUUACUCCUGCUAAGAAGUGUAACUUCUUUACAAAGUGUAACUUUGUAACUAUCUUUUACAAAGAUAGUUAUCUUUGUAAAACUAAAAACUCAAGCCCUUAAUCCUGGAUUAUAGUCCAGGACUCGGAGUCAUGAAAUAUCCGUUCAUCUCUAAUUUGAAAUAAAAAAUUUUAAAAAAACAACCAUAAACUCCAAUAUAACUUAUAGCAAAGUAUUAAUCACUUAAGCUCUUAGUACAGUUUUUUAUGUCUGUAUUUAGUCUGAAAAUAAACUCAGAACUAAAUCGGUCAAGAAAACGCAGAGACGUAAAUACUCUUCUCUGAAAUAUAGAGGUGUAUAAGUGCAACUUGUCAAUGUGGAAAUGCUGACAAACUGCCAUUGAUCUGGAGUUUUGGUUGGCGCACUCUGAGGGCAUCUCUUCAAAAACUCUCUACUCUUAAUGAGACUCCUGCAGGCACAUUGAAAGGGCCAACAACCAAUCACCUCCCCCCAGCUGAUCCAGUCCAGCACCAACCAAGAUUUAUUUGGCGAUACAUGUUAGCAACCCUAAGAGCAGAAAAAUCUGCAAAUCUUUCCCAUUUCUACUGGAUAGAUUUCAGAUCGCACUGUUCUCCAUUCAUUUUAGAGCAAUAGUAAUACAGCAAAUUUACAUGUUCUACCUUUUUCAUUUAUUUAGAUUUUCAGUGGUAAUUCAGCCAAGCUAAUGCAUGACAACAUCACUACCCAGCUGACUUCACCAUCGCAACAAGGACAAAUGGUUUCUGGGAGGGUUCGUUUUACUGACCUGUGUCUGAUACUGAAUCCACAUAUUUUCACGCAGGAAUUCAGUAUUUUUAUUUUAUUUCUGACUACAAAAAUCAAAGCGGCUGAGAAAGGUUUACACAGCUUGGAUGGAGGGCAAAAAUAAUGCAUCAACAGUAAAAAUCCUACUCUGCAUACAGUACAGAAAAAUGUCUUUAUCAUACGGAAUAAGAUAUGUUUCUUUCCCCACAAUAAUAGGGAGAAAACCUCAAUAAUCAGGUGACCCCCCUCAUAUGAGCAAGGCCAUGGCGAUAGUGGGAAGGAAAAACUCCCUUUUAUUAGGGAGGAACUUCCAGCAGAACCUGGUUCAGGGAGGGGCGGCCAUCUGACCAGUGAGGGGGUAAGGGGGAGGGACACAGAACAAUAAAGUCACCCUGGAAGAGAUACAGAGAUUAAUAACUACUGAUUAAAUGCCGAGUGGUGUGUAAGCACAUAGAGAAUGAAAAAAGGUGAGUCGGGAUUAAAGACUCGGUGCAUCAUGGGAAGCCCCCCCAGCAGUCUAGGUGUAUUGAAUCAUAACUAAGGGAGGCUUCAGGGUCAUGUGAUCCUAUAUGCUUUAUCAAAAAAGGCAAUUUUUAGGCCUAAUGUUAAAAGUAGAGAAGGCGUCCAAACAUAAGCAGGCAAAUAAAAAAGAGGGAAACCACUGCAGUUUUGAAUCUUACCAACAAGAAAUAACUUUUCAAUCACAUCACAGGAGUUUCGCAUCAUAUUGGCACAAUUUAAGCUGGUCAUUUCAAGUCAUUUUGUCCGUGCUGCGAAGAGAUUACGAAUAGAGAUUUUCGAAUAGCCUCGUAUUUUCUGAAUGUAGCUGACGUUUGUGUGAAAAUAUUUACAUGCAUUCAAAUGUAGCAGCUGGCACUGAGUUACAGCAGAGCACGUCAGACGAGAAAGUGGGUACUUUUUAGUCCUGCACCACAGGAAACCAUACAUGCGUCAGACUGUUUUUAAUACAGCCGAAAUGAAAUGCACAGUUUCACAAUAUUUUGAAAAUUUUGCCUGAUUCUAAGCACGUGUUGCUGCAGCUUACUGUAAGUAAAAAGAGUAGCAGUAGUACUACGUUUUGUUUUGGGGGUUGUUUUUUUUUCGUUUUGAGGUCUUAUUACUAUGAAAUCUAAUAUAUAUAAAAAAUAUCAGUGUCACAGAUUUUAAUGACUUUAUGUGCAGGUUACUAGUGAAACGUCACGUUUAGGUACGACUAUCGAUGUUUGUAUUUCUUGUACGUUUUAUGCGAUCGUGUCACUUUGGUGGAACAUUGUGCAGCAAAGCAGCCGAUCAGGAUAGACACAAAACAGCGCGCACACGCAGAGACGCGUCUGCUGUGUAUUUAUUGUGUCAAAAAUCGCUUUGUGUUAUACAAUAUAUACUCAGAUACACAGUGUAAUUGUUGGUUUCUGAUGGACAAACUGUCCUCUUUCAGCUUGUUGUGUGAAUUCAAAUCUUAAAUGUUCCAGCAAAGGGAUCCAGGUGAUUUUUUUUCUUCCUUCAAAUGGCUGUACAAUUAUUAUCUUUGUCUAUUGGACAAUACUUUUUACUGUUUUUAAAUGUUAAAUCAUUUACAUAGUUUUACAAUAAUGAAUGUCCUACAGAGACUAGUUUUGUGGUGUUUUUAAAUAUAUUUUUUAAAUACAUGAUGUAAAGUUAAUUGUGAGUUAUUGUAAUGGAAACGAAUGCGCGCUCUGCCGGUGCGUUCAGUGACCUUUCUAAGGUGGUAAUCUUUUGUUUCGUGGCUGAUUCACUGACACGGCUGGACUUCACGUAAGAGAGCAAAGAAGACGACGCUCCUAUUUACAGGUUUAAAUUCAGUGAGAAUUUUGAAAUUUGUGAGCAGAAAACAGUGAAUUUCUUUUAUCUCUGCCAAGUUGUUUAGUUGGUUGUCUGCAGUGGAGGCAAAUGAAGCUUAUUUUUAAUUAACUUUAAUUGACUAUUAGACUUUUUACUUUGACUUUUAACUAGUUAGGUGUGCAUGAUUUUGGAUGAUGACAUUGUUUUUGUAAUUAUGCCUCUGUACGCGACCAAGUCUGUAGACUUCAGCCAGCCAUUGAUUGCAAAGGGUUUUCAUCCAAGUAUUAAAAACAAACUUUCUAUUUAAAAUGUUGCUGUCCAAAUCCUUUUAAUAUUUAUAAACACAACUGAUGAAAACCCCGUUGAAUCAAAGCCUAAAAUCUGCAUUUUAAUCACAUCUAGACCGUUUUCACAGCACCACAGUGGAUUUUACAUCAGAGGUGAAAUUACAAAAAGUGUCAAUUAUCCAAAUGUUUAUGGGCUUAACUGUAUAUUUCAGAUCACAGCAACAGUCUUGCAUGUUAUCAAAGUCCGGUUUUAGAUCGAUUUGCUUUGAUAUUUUGUCAAAUUAAUGAGCAGGUUCCAAAGAUGGUGGAGUGCAGUCGAGGUUCAGAGGUCUGUUUUUGUGCAGCACUCACAAUGAAAGGGAAACGUUUACUCAAUGCUGAAACUUUGUGGGGGGGUUUUUUUGUUUUUUUUUUAAAAUAGAAAUGAAUCAUCAUAAUAAUUGCUGACAUAUUAAGCUGCUAUUGCAUAUUCAUUGGCCAACACUGGCCUUGUUCACUUUUGUUGGCAUAUCAGUAAAUAACACGUCACUGGCCGACAUUAACGUUAGAAUUUUUGUGCAGUUCAAACUUUUAAAGUUAGCGUGUGAAGAGCCAUGAUGAAGAUCUUUGUUCUUUUCACACAGGAGGGACAAAUAUGUAACUAAAACUCAGAAACAGGUGAUAUUUAUAAGGGCAAUGAUUUGUUGUUUGUAAUGUUUUCCCAACUCAAUAUCUUAAUCCAUUAUUAUUAUUAUUAUUAUUAUUAUUAUUAUUAUUAUUAUGAUAGAAAAAGGUAUAGGUAAGCCUUCAUCUUAGAGCCACUACAGGCAAACAGAGAUAAAAUGUUGGGUGAAAAUUUGCCUCAUAAAGUGGCCAACCCCACAGUCUGAGUAUCACUAUACUUAAAGUUUAAUUGCCAAUAUGAGCACAGAAUAUCAGGUAAUGAUUGCAUUCAACUUUUUCCUAUCAUCUCCAUCCUUCAUCCAUCAAAAUUUGUUGUUUUGCCAGCAGUUUACUUAGAGCAGUGUGUGACACCAGAGUCUUUUUUCACUCCGCUGUAAGCUCCUGAUACACACCUCAUAAUAAGCAGCGUCAGAACAGCUCGACUUGCUGCAGUACUUGUUGUGGUUUCACCACAAAAAAGCAAAAUAA
Messenger RNA from Haplochromis burtoni (Burton's mouthbrooder), 8365 nucleotides. Its product is annotated as sodium/potassium/calcium exchanger 3. Gene Ontology annotation, molecular function: calcium channel activity; calcium, potassium:sodium antiporter activity. The record is from RefSeq and is a predicted model, not a curated record. Gene Ontology annotation, cellular component: membrane. Gene Ontology annotation, biological process: calcium ion transmembrane transport; intracellular calcium ion homeostasis. The transcript is spliced from 17 exons. NCBI's taxonomy places the organism in Eukaryota, Metazoa, Chordata, Actinopteri, Cichliformes, Cichlidae. Bases 498 to 2333 code for a protein of 611 amino acids.